Molecule: messenger RNA, 6202 nt
Organism: Myxocyprinus asiaticus (Chinese sucker)
Lineage: Eukaryota; Metazoa; Chordata; Actinopteri; Cypriniformes; Catostomidae
Product: methyl-CpG-binding domain protein 6-like
Exons: 13
Coding region: 316-4587 (1423 amino acids)
Cellular component (GO): chromocenter; nucleus
Molecular function (GO): chromatin binding; DNA binding
Source: RefSeq, a predicted model, not a curated record
CAGGGAAGUGCAUAAAAUCCCUCGACGCCUAUAACAGCUCUUGCAACGGCGACACUUGCAAGUAAAGUCCUUCGAGAAGCUUGUUCGGUCGUGUUGUGCAGCUCGCUGAAGAAGCAGGAAACUUCGUCAACACAACAGAGAUUGCCAGCUUUUGGAGAGUUCCGAAGGAGCAUCUCAGUGUUUUUUGAGAGGAUAUUGCCAGAGAUUUAGUUUUCGAUUGCGAAAUUUUAAUGCUGCGUAAAUGUCCUCCAACACAAAUGGUGCUGACCAAGGCUGUAUCAAAAUGAACAGGAGCUGGAUGUGUGUGAGCAGAAAAUGACGGGGGGCAGUGAGAGUGCGGCUGGAGAUAAAGAUGGAGGUACGACGAUCACCACUCAGAUCCCGGUUGGCUGGCAGAGGAAGGUGGAAAAUGGGACUGUGGCUUACAUCAGCCCAAAUGGUACAGUCCUGCGAUCUGUGGACGAGGUGAGGGUGUAUCUGCGGACAGACGGCACGUGUAAGUGUGGACUUGAGUGCCCGCUUGUCCCAAAUAAGGUCUUUAACUUUGACCCUGUUGGGAUGGUUCAAGCUCCUGGUCAUCAGACAGGUAAGGUUGAGGAAGACAUGACUAAACUCUGCAACCAUCGCAGGAAAGUUGACGCCAUGGAAGCACUAUGCCAAAGCAUGCAGCCCUCACAGCUCGCCCGGCCGGCUCAUGCCACAGGUGUUGCAUGCAUAGUGGAUGGCAAGGAGCCAAGAGGAUCUGUUCUGGCGCACGGAGAUAGCGCCCACUGCACUUACCCUCAUCCGAGACGCAACCAUCCCAAAUCCAACAGCAUCAACUUUCCACUGACCUCUCCUCGUUCUGUUCUGCAGAAUGGUUCUGUUUGCCACACCCCUAUCUCACGGCCCCCAGAACAAGCCUCACCCUUAAAGAAGCCCAUUACUCAAACCCCAAUAGGCAGCAAUACGCCCGCUUACGUGAAACAGCAGUGGAACCCUCACUCUCAUCCACCCCGUUCUCAAAACAUCCUCCAAAGAACACUGCACAACUCCUCAUCUCCCAACAACAACCUGCUCCCCAACUCCUUUUCGAUAUGCCCCUCUUCAUCCUCUGCUCUAAUUGGUCGAAUGCAUCUGCCACAUCUACAAGGAGCAAGUGUGAAUUCGCCCCCUCCUCUUUCUGUUUGCUCGUCCCCCUCACGUCGGGAUACCUUCUCACCCCACCAGCGUUCUCGUCAUUCCUCAACCUCUUCUCUUUCUGAUCAGGGAGCACCAGGGUCAGUCUUCAUCCAGGGGGUCAAACCAUCACCUCCCACCAUACCAUGCUCCUCUCCUAAGCUCCCUGUCCCCCCCACCAGCCCUUGCAGUCGUCUAGAGGGCAUCUUGCAGCACUAUAAAGACUGUAAUACCACCAACAUCAGCUCCAACACUAACUCCACCAUCUUUAGCAACCAAAGUAAUCAUCAAAUGUCACAGGCCUCAAUGUCAGCCCACCCUAACCCUGGUGACAAGAGGAACGGGGCAACUGCAAUCCAACUAAACUCUGCUCAAGCCCCAGGCCUGCUUGGGCGUCCGCUAGGACAGAUCCUCAGCCAACAGAAGAGCCAGCAUCAUGUCAGUAGCUCUUUCCCGGCCAGCAGCCUCCUUUCUGCAGCCGCCAAAGCCCAGUUGGCCAACCAGAAAACCCAGAGCCAGCUAAACACAGCAGAUGUGCUGUCCGCACUCCCUCUCACGGGCCUGGAUAAGGAGCAGCAGUCAAAGGUAUUGAUUAGCACUUUAAACAGUAGCCUCCACCCCAACUCUACCAGUGCAAAGUCCCUAACUGCCAUGUUACACCCACACUACCCUUCCCUCUCCCAGAGUCCCCCUGCUGUUACUGAGAAAACAUCACACCGCAAACGGCAGCGCCGCUCGCCCACCGUACUGAGCAUGCUCAAAGAAUCUCAGUUUAGCCGGACCUCUAGUGAUCUGUCCACUCCGCCUCUCCUCAUCUCUCCAACCCUUUCACCUUCCUCUCCUCCAAUCCCUUACUCAGACAACCACCGGCUGCCUGUCACUCCUCCGAAUGCCUCUGUACCAAACACCUCCUACUCGAACAGCGCUCUUAGGCUGCAGGAUUCAGAGGAAGGCAGUAAGCCAGGAUUUGCUAAUUCCCUCCUACUUUCCUCCCCAUCUCCCUCCCAGCCUCUCUCCACCCUGCUUCAGCUUCUCAGCAUGCAGAAUGCGCAAAAUACAGCCCAGCUGUCCAGCAGCUCCGCUGCCAUGCCUGGCAACAGACAUACACACCCACCCUCUUCACCAAGACCCAUUACUCCUCAGACACCCCAAUGCGACAACCAGCCCACGUUACGCUUCCUGCAUCCUCAACCCCAAAGCCCAGUGCCCAUGCCUGAACCUUCUGCCCAGCAGCCCUUUUGUCUGAUGGGUGAUGAGACAACCAUGAACCUCAAAACGACCUCCAGCAACACUAUCCUGAACUUGAGCCAGCCCCACAGGGGCACGCAGCCGGACCUUAGCAGUUCAGUUAUAAGCAUGGUGAACCAGAUGCCCUCAAUCUCCUGCUUGCCCUCUCUCCCAGAGAAAGGUUGUGGACCCAAAACGACAGAGGUUUCUGACCACAACACCUACCAAAUAAACCAACUCCACCAGUCAAACCACAAUCAAGCUGUGGAAAUGAAAGGUCCUGUAGACACUGUAGAUCAGCCAGACUCGGACACAAGAUUGCUGGGUGGCUGUGACUCGGACCACAGCCUCUCUAACCUCACCGCUGACCCUGCUGAUUCCUUGCCGCUGGCAGAGGCCUUCCCCUUCAUGAACCAAGAACAACUCCUCCAGCUUUUAUCAUCCAAUGUCGGACUACCCUCCUUGCUGCCGCCGUUUCUGGGCUCCCUGCCUUUAGGGGUCUGGACAGGCAGCCAGCCCUCUGUGCCAGGUGGCACCCAACCCCAGCAACCGGUACAGCCUGCCAGUGGCAUUCUGAACUCUCCUCUCAAUGUACUGCCCUCCACGAUGGGCACCCAGGGUGAACUUCCUCUCAGCCUUGUCAGUCUGUUAAACCUGCCAGGGGUGGAAGGGGGUGACAAACCUCCUGGGCUUCAGGCCUUCCUCAUGGCUUCUCUGCUGCUCGGGCAGAAUCCUGCUGCCAUGUUGCCGUUACCUCUCAAUCUGGAGAUACCCACGGCCCAGCAACAACUGUUUGCGGAUGGAGUGUCUCUGGAGAAGACCCCUGCUCUUCUGGACUCUGUCUUGAUGGGGCCGGGGCUCUUGGAGGCCCUUCAAACUCUAGCACCCCCCACAGACGGCCAGUCGCUCCUCCUUUCCACCCCCCUUGGCCCUCCCCCACCCGGCUUCCUUUCCCUCAACCCCGCUCUGCUGGCCGCUGCUCUGGCUCAGACCGAACCUCUACCCAACCACACACCAUCCCCCCCGCCUCAUUCUCAGGGGACUCUGUCCAGUCAUGCUCUAGUUUCUACCUCGGUGUCCUGUGCCCCCCUGGUGCCCACCACAGGCCAGGAAGUGUGUGACCCCCUGACUGAGCAGGACAAACACACCCACACACCUCAUUUCCUGCCCCCUCUACUCGCACAUGGAGUUCUUGGUGACCUCGCAGCUCUGGGUAACAUUAACAGUCUUCAUAGUUUACUAGGAGCGGGUUCACUGCUGAUACCCCAGGGCCCCUCUCUGGGUGUCCCACUACCACAGAACCAAACGCCUCUGAACCCACUCACCUGCCUACAGCUCACAAUGGCUCCCACAUUGAUGGGAGAGAAGCAAGUGUCUCUCCACGAGACUCCUCCAUCACAAGAAGAGCUUCCAUCAGCUCAGGUAUCCCAGGAUUCCCUACUCAAUCCAGUCCAGACAUCUGCGCAGCAGCGAGAGGGCUCGAGCGGAACGGGGCUGUUUGACCCCUACAGUUCCUUCAUGGACACGAUCUACACCUCCUUCCUGCAGGUCAGUGAGCGAGCCGAAGGCGGGUCUGACUCCACACCCCUGUCAUACCCAGAACUGCCGUCCAUUCUCCAGCAGGCCAGCGCCCCACCUUCUCUCAGCCCGCGACGUGCGUGUUCGGUCCAUAACCAGGAUCUGUCGCGUCUCGGCAUGGACAUGGCACAGUCUCCAGCCCGCGGAACGCCCAAACUGAGUGAAGACCCCUCCACGCCGCCACCCAGUAAACUAGCAGGGGCUGACGCCCUGUCAGACGCCCCUCUGCAUCCUGUCUUCAUGGAGGAAGCCAAGACGGACGGGUCGGCCAAUGUGUGUGUCUAUAGCAACGGGAUCAGUUUGGGAAUGGAGGGAAGAAGAGAAAACGGUGAUGAUAAUGAGGAGGAGGAUGAUGAUGGACGAAGGCUGCAGGGGUAUUUGAGUCCCAGUGAGAGGGCGAGCAGAGAGCCGGGCGAUGACAUCAGCAGUAGAGAUACUGAGCAAAGCAGGGCUGAAGACAUGCACACAGUAUCCAGAAGAGGGCGCAAGAGAAAACAGUCGCUGCAGAGGGCGCCAGAGCUGCCGGGGGGCAUCGACAGCAUCAUAGAGGAGCCCACCGCUGCAAUGGCACUGUCGAGACCGGCGAGAUCUGCGAGGGGCAAGAGACGACGUGUAAUCCGAUAGCUCCCCUUAAACGAGCCCUCAUCCUACUGUACUUACCACCAACGCCAGCACUGUUGCCAUGGCAACACCACCAGGCCGUGUCAUGCCGUUUGACUGAGCCACACUGUGAAGACUUUCCAUUUUAAUCGUGUCUCUCCAGUUAUCUCACUCCUGCUCAUUCAGUUUUCUUUUUUUUUUUUAUUUGAUUUGUUAAACUGCCGUUAACAUUCUCGUCUUUUGUCUGGUGCUGUGAUCUCUCGAGUACACACUGAGCUUCAUUCAUUAUGUACAAAUAUUGUUGCGUAAAUUGUGGCAUGAAUGUUACAAUUUUAGAAAAGUUAUCGUCGCAUGAUCAUGAAAAUGUAACAAUAUUUAACGUGCGGAAAGCCAUUCUUGCGUAAAUUGUUGCACAAAUGUGGACAUAAAAAAAAAAGAUAUUGCGUAAUGAUAAAAAAAUUGUCGCAUGAACGCAACGAUUUAAAAAUAGUUCUAGUGACCAUUCUUUUGAAAAUCGUCACAUGAAAUUUAACAAUAUAAGAAUAGUUAUCAUUGUCACAUGAAUUUGGCAAUUUAAUAGUUAUCGUUGUCACAUGAAAGUGACAAGAAUAGUUAAAGCUAUUCUUGCGUAAAUUGUUGCACAAAUUUGACCAUUGAAGAAUACUGUUUGUGAAAACCAUUCUUACGAAAAUUCACAUGAACACAAUGAUUUAAGAAUAGCUUUUGCUGUGAUGUGAACGUGACAAUAUAAGAAUGAGUAUUGUCACAUGAAAUCAACUAUUUAUUUCGUAUUACAAUUCUGGCAAAAAUCGUUAAAUAAAGUCGAAUCGUUAAAGUUCAAAUAAUUUCAAAGUGUUCAUUCACCUGAAUUCAAAAAUUGUAUAGAUAUCGUUGUCAUACGAAUUCGAUAAUUUAAUUUGUAUCCUUGGCUCAUGAAUUACACAAUUUAAUAAUUGUCGUUGUUACAUGAAUUCGACAAUUUAAUAAUUAUUGUUGUUACAUGAAUUCCACACAUUUUUAGCAUUGUCGCAUGAAUUAUGAAUUUGACAAUUUAAUAAUUAUUGUUACAAGAAUUUGACAAUGACAUUUUUAACGAUGUCGCAUGAAUUCGUCAAUUUAAUUUUUAUCAUUGUCACGUGAAUUUGACAAUUUAAUCUUUAUUGUUACAUGAAUUCGACAAUUUUAUAGUCAUCGUUGCCACGUGAAUUUGACAAUUUAAUAAUUAUCGUUGUUACAUGAAUUCGACAAUUUUAUAGUGAUUCUUGCCACAUGAAUUCGACAGUUUAAUAAUUAUCAAUGUCAAUUGAAUUUGACAAUUCAAUAAUUAACUUUGGCACAUUAAUUCAACAAUUUAAUAUGAAUUCGACAAUUUAAUUUGUAUCGCUGUCACAUGAAUUCCAGUUAAAUUUUUUGCAUUGUCACAUGAAUUCAACCAUUAUAUUGUUACAUUUGUCACAUUAAUUUGAUAGUUUAAUAAUUAUCAGUUUCACCUGAAUGUGACAGUUUUACUUGUUUUAUGAAUGUGUUACAACAGUAACAGUGAACUUCACGGCUCAUGAAACAGCCAAACUUCAAUUAAAUGUGCACUCCCAUCAGUCUGCAGUAUGGAGAACAAAGUAUAUAAACAUGCAUUUCUCCA